AUGGCAAUCACUCUUCCCGAUUUAUGCCUUCAUAGAAUAUUCGAUUUCAUCAGCUUUGACCAAGAGACACACGUAUCUGCUCUUCACUCUUCAGUUUUAGUAAACCGUCACUGGUGUCGUUCUCUAAUCUCUCUUCUCUGGAAAGACUCGUUCGGACUCGCAAUUAAUGCCACUGCAAGAAAACAUCUCAUCAAGUCAUACAUAUCUUUUCUACCGGGCGAUGAACAACAAACCUUCUAUAACCUCAUUACAUGCAACAACCACCUACAAUCAAACAAUGCCAACGAACCCAGCUUUAAUUACUUUGCAUUCCUUCGGACAUUCUCUGUGACUGCUCUAAUGGAGGCAGUCAACCUGAUAGCCGAUGACAAUUGGACUCCCAUGAGUUAUCGAUACAUUAUGAAAACAUUGAGUCGACAAUUCAUAGCUCAAUCGCCAGUCAUUCUCAACACGGAAUUGUCGCUCGGAGGACUACAUGCUCUUGAAAAGUGGGAUGGUCAAUUAUGGAUGUUACGAGGGUUGGACAUUUUCGCACUGUCGGAAGCUGAUAAUAACUCGUUCAGAAAUCUACGGACACUCAAAUUGAACGGUAAAUUCCUUCCGAACGUAUUGGUGUCGGCUACAAAAGUUGCGAGAAAUAUCGAAGAGCUGGAUGUGGGGUUUGAUGGAUUCGACGAAGAAGAUGACAUUGAUAGAUGGUUGCAACCAUUGUCGCAGUUGAUUGGAGCUCAAAGGAAAUUGCGUUCCUUCUCACUUAAUAUUGGUCAAUGCGACAUCCGUGCUCUUGCACAGGUGUUUAUUGCACUGCAGGGCAGCGCAAAGAGCUUGUUGUCUGUCAAGAUGGUUAAUAUUGAUUUUCAAGGGUAUCCUAUACUAGAUGCUCUCUCGAAAUGCAGCAAUCUAUCAUCUUUGGUACUUGAGGCAUGUGCAAACCUGCCCGAGACACUUGACAUUAACGAAUGUGCUGGUGAUGCCUUUCAUAAAUUGAACAAUUUAGAGUUGUCUCGCAUGAUGAUUCCUUCAUCUAUGCUACAAUCUCUUUUAUCUCAAUCCAGCGGUGCUAUCAACACAAUAAUCUUCUCCGGUCUUAUUCCUGGUGACUUUAUGCUCACCAAUUUCUUCGAUCUACUUGCAACGUUCUGUCCUAAUCUUCACAAAUUGAGUGUGUUUGUUCGUCACGAAUCCAUUUACAAUCUACUAUCUCAUCUUGGAUCAUGGCCUCAAUUGGAGCAAUUGGAAAUCAAUGGAGGAAUUUGCAUAUCCAAUGUGUAUACUGAAGUGGACGAUUUGAUGCCUUUGUUUGGGAAGGCGGUUCCUUCUACAUUGCAAAGGCUGGAGAUAAGGAUAAACUGGGAGUUUUCUCCUGACGCAUUGAGGGGAUUCUUUGAAAACUGUACUGCCGAAUUGGAACAUUUGAAUUUAGAGUGGUGUAAGCUGAGCGAUGAGCAUAUCGAUCAAAUAGUCAAACAUUGUAAUGGGAGGUUAAAGUAUUUGAAUAUCGAGAAUGCGGUCGAUGUUACUUGGGACGGAUACAAGAAGGCAAUAGAUAAUAUUAAAGUAGUCAGAUUAUCAUCAAAAACGCGAACUAUGUAA
Messenger RNA from Paraglomus brasilianum, 1593 nucleotides. NCBI's taxonomy places the organism in Eukaryota, Fungi, Glomeromycota, Glomeromycetes, Paraglomerales, Paraglomeraceae. The record is from the annotation of a GenBank genome assembly.